Molecule: messenger RNA, 1820 nt
Organism: Danio aesculapii
Lineage: Eukaryota; Metazoa; Chordata; Actinopteri; Cypriniformes; Danionidae
Gene: lrrc73
Product: leucine rich repeat containing 73
Exons: 6
Coding region: 303-1253 (316 amino acids)
Molecular function (GO): protein binding
Source: RefSeq, a predicted model, not a curated record
GGAUUACCUCCUGUAAUACCUGCUUCACCAAUACCGCUGUCGGGCAAUGAGGUGAGAGCAAUUUAACGCGACAUUUCGAGGCAGACCAGAGUAACAGCAGUAUUCAGUUCAUGCAUUGAAGAGAGCGACGCUUUUAGGAUCCUCCAGCAGCAUGUCCAAGCGCAAAACACCGUAGCAGCAACAUCAGCAGCACCACACCUUCCAGCUCCAGCGUCGGAUGGAUUAUCAUCAUCGCUAUUAGACACAUCAGAUCCGACCUCCAGGAUCCAUUAUGCGCGCUCGCCGAGCCUGACACCACCGAGAUGCUGCCGGGCUCCAUUCAGAUAACGGGAGAGGCGCUGUCCGGUGCUGAAAUCAAAGACAUAUGCGACAGCCUGAAGGAGAACAGCGUGCGGCUGCUGUCGGUGCGCGGUUGUCAGCUUUCAGACCGGGACUUCGGUCGUGUGUGUCGCGGGGUGGCGGAGUCGCACUCUCUGGCCCAGCUCAACCUCAACCUCGGCGUGGUGUCCACCAUCGGCCGGACCAAACAGCUGGCAGAUGCGCUGAAGGCCAACAGAUCCAUCCAGACCCUCUUUCUUCACGGCAGUCCACUGUUAGAUGCAGGCCUGGUCACCCUGAACGCAGCUCUGUCCACUCAUCCCUCACUGGUGUCCUUGGAUCUGGGAGAUUGUAUGCUGGGAGACGAGGCCAUCCGUCUCCUCUGUGGCCUGCUUCCUCCUGAUGGAGCCAAAUCAGGGCUUAAAGAGCUGACGCUGAGUGCCAACCCUGCCAUCAGCUCUCAGGGCUGGGCUCGACUGGCCAUCGCUGCAGCUCACAGCUCACAGUUACGGGUCCUCAACCUCGACUACAAUCCCUUGGGGGAUCACAUCGCUGGGAUGUUAGCUGUCGCCGUGGCAUCCAGUCGCACUCUAGAAGUUCUGGAUCUGGAGGGAACCGGCCUCACCAAUCAGUCAGCACAGAUCUUCCUGGACAUGGUGGAGAAUUACCCCACCUGCCUGCGUGUCCUGGUCCUGGCCGAGAACGACAUCAGCCCCGAGCUCCAGCAGCAGAUCUCGGACCUCCUCUCUGAAGGAGACGAGGAGGAGGAUAAAGAUGGAGAGGCCCGCGGCAGCUCAGUGACGGCCCGAGAGAAACCCGCCUGGCUCCCGCACAGCAUAUCUGCUUCUAAAAGGCUGGGCCAAAAGGGAAGUACAGACAUUCACAUUCCUCCUCAUGCAUUCUUUAGGAGAGAUCAUUUACUGCUUAUGAAAUAGAGACAUGAAUUUAUUAUAACGGCCGAGUCGUGAGUCCUGUAUAUCCUGAAGGUAUUAGACGUAGAAGUUAGCAAAGCUACAUUUUAAAGGAAUAGGUCAGACGAAAAGGAUCAUUCUGUCAUCUGUAAACCUGUAUGACUUUCUUUCUGUGCUGAAGAUGAGUUUGGAGGUUUAUCAUACAGUGAAAGUGAAUAGGGACUUCAGAUGAAGCUCUAAAUGACCAAAAAAGCCUUAAUUGAUCUCUUAAAUACUUAAUUGCUCUUUAAUUAAAAUCGAUGGCAUCUGUAGUCGGUUUCAGAGUUUGCACAAGUCUGAAUUAAGGAGAUAGUUCACAUAAAAACAAAUAUUCAGCCAUCAUUUACUCUCUCUUGUUCCAGUUUACUUGUUUCAAUCCUUCUCUACUGUUGAACACAAAAGAAGAUAGUUUGAAGAAAGUUGCAAACCUGUAACCGUUUCGUAGUAUUUGUUUCAGGUGCUAUUCAGCUUUCUGCUGAAAGAGUUGAACAGAAACUCAGGAAGGUUUGGAACAAGUAGAGUAAAUUCAGUUUUAGGGGAAUAAUAAUAAUA